GACGUACGUACGCAACAGUGUAACUAUAGCUGUAUGGCAAACAGACGUUCUUAAACGUUUGUAACAAUUGGGAAAACCUUCUGAGUUGUGCGUAAAGCCAGCCACCACUCAGACUUUGUGCAAUAAAACCGUAAGAUCUCCGCGAUGUUGAGUAGUGAAAACCUAUAUCAUCGUUUUGCUUCACGAGUAGCCAUUAUUGGAGCAGGCCCAAGUGGACUGUCUAUAUUACGCGCAUUUUCCCAAGCAGAGAAAAAUGGUGUAAAAAUUCCCGAAAUAGUUUGUUUCGAAAAGCAAAGUGACUGGGGUGGUAUGUGGAACUACAGUUGGCGAACCGGAGUAGACGAAUUUGGCGAACCAGUGCACAGCAGCAUGUAUCGGCAUUUAUGGUCGAACGCACCUAAAGAAUGUCUCGAAUAUGCCGACUACAGUUUCGAUCAACAUUUUCGAAAACCCAUUCCAUCAUUUUUACCGCGUGAAAUGAUUCGUGACUACAUUGUCGGCCGUGCUUGCACAAGUACGUUGCAAAAAUACGUCUGCUUCAACAGCGUUGUCAAACAUGUAGAAUUCGAUGCCGAUCGAAAGCAUUUCACCGUUCGUGUCCACAAUUUGGUAACAGGAAAAAGCAAGUCAGAGAAUUUCGAUUAUAUCAUUGUAGCUGUAGGACACUUUUCUGUUCCAAAUGUGCCAUCCUUCGAUGGAAUCGACAGUUUCCCUGGAAGGAUUCUCCAUAGUCACGAUUUCCGUGAUGCUCGACAGUUUACCGGGCAAAACAUACUUGUUGUCGGAGGCGCUCUUUCUGCCGAAGACAUUGCUCUUCAAACUUACAAGUUCGGGGCGAAAUCUGUUACCAUUAGUUACCGAACCAAACCAUUCGGUUACGCUUGGCCUCAUGAAAUCGAGGAAUUGCCUCUUUUAACCCAUAUUGAUGAACGAACUGUUCACUUUAAGGACGGCAGUGAACGCACCAUCGACACCAUUAUUCUUUGCACUGGUUACAAACAUCACUUUCCGUUUUUGGCUGAAAAUCUUCAGCUUCAUACCGAGAACUGUCUGUAUCCUGACCAGUUGUUCAAAGGAAUAUUUUUUCAAAGGCAGCCACGACUUGCUUACCUUGGAAUGCAAAAGUUUUAUUAUAGCUUGCCAUUUUUUGAUGCUCAAGCGUGGUAUCUUCGAGACGUCAUACUUGGUCGCAUUUUUUUACCUGAAGAGGAAGAUCGUGCCAGUGAUAUAAGGCUGUGGCGUGAAAGGGGAAAACAGCUCAGUGGACCUUCUGAAGGUAUCGAUUUCCAAGUUGACUAUGCCAGACAACUGUUGGAUAUUACUGAUUACCCGAAAGUUGACCUGCUGGCAGCUGCAGCCAUGUUCAAGUUAGGUAGAGUUCACAAACAGGAGAAUAUACUGGAGUUCCGCGACAAACUGUUCACCUCGCCAUUCACGGGAACGCCCUCCGUGGCCAAUCCGCUUCGUUGGAUUGACGCGAAAGAAGACAACAUUCUUUAAUGUUGGCAAAAUUGACCUAAAAUGUGUAAUUUUUCACUUUUUAGAUGGAUAUGUACACAUAAAUCUUCAAAUAUAUUUUUGUUGUUACA
Messenger RNA from Daphnia carinata, 1589 nucleotides. Its product is annotated as trimethylamine monooxygenase-like. The record is from RefSeq and is a predicted model, not a curated record. Gene Ontology annotation, molecular function: NADP binding; flavin adenine dinucleotide binding; N,N-dimethylaniline monooxygenase activity. The transcript has 2 exons. Lineage: Eukaryota; Metazoa; Arthropoda; Branchiopoda; Diplostraca; Daphniidae. The coding region runs from base 145 to 1500 and encodes 451 amino acids.